AAAGUAAUCCUUUCGGUCCUUAAAUUUUGACAUAUUCAUUCAUUUUUUUUUUUACAAUUUAUAAACGUUUUAUAAAGUAAAAAAUGGGUCAAAAAGAAGAUAGUCGUGGAAUGGUUAUAUUCUCAGUAUCAUUUUAUAUUGUAACUGCAUUGAUAAUGGUAUUUGUGAAUAAGUGGGUAUUGAAUAGCGUCUCCUUGCCUUUUACAUUACUUUGGUUUCAAGUUAUUGUGGCAGUGAUUCUAUUACAUCUUACUAAUUUCUUUGGUAAAUUACAAUUACCAGUAAUUGAAAAACAAAAAUGUAUAGAAUUAUUACCAUUAAUAUCAAUAAAUAUAUUAGGACUCAGUUUUAAUACAAUAUGUUUACAAUAUGUGGAUGCAAGUUUUUAUCAAGUUGCAAGGGCAUUAAUACUUCCAUUUACAGUGAUUUUCUCAUAUAUACUUUUAAAUCAAAAUUCAUCAAAUAAAAUUUUAUUAGCAUGUUUAAUAGUAUGUAUAGGAUUUUUUGUGGGAGUAUCAUCAGAAAGAUUAACUAUUUCUAUAAUUGGUAUAAUUUUCGGUAUAUGUUCGUCGAUAUCAACAGCAUUACAUGCUAUUGUCAUUAAAAAGAGUUUAAAUGUGGUAAAAGGAAAUACGAUGGAUUUGGUUUAUUACAACAAUUUCAUGAGCGCUAUAGCAUUUUUACCAUUAAUAUUUUUAUUCAGUGAACAAAAUCAAUUAUUGAAAUUAUUUAUAAAAAAUCCUAUUACAAACCAGUAUAGUAUGGAAGCAAAAACGUUUCUUAUUGGUAUAUUAGUUACGGGAUUUUUUGGUUUUUUAAUUAACAUAGCUGGGUUUUUACAAAUUAAAGUUACAUCACCUAUAACUCAUAUGAUUUCUUCUGCAUUCCGCGGAGUGGUUCAAACAAUACUUGGAUAUUUACUUUUCGGUGAUUUAUUAACUACCGGUCGUGUUGGUGGAAUUUUCUUAAUUUUAUUUGGUAGUUGUAUCUAUGCUUGGUUCAAAGAUCAAGAAUCGAAACAAGUUCAAAAUAUUUCAAAUAUUGACAAGAAAGUUUAUGACAAAUUGGAACGUGGUGAUUCUCUAGACGAUGAUUGUGAUAGAAUUGAAAUUGUUGAAGAAAAUGAGAAAUAGAUAACUUAUAGAUGUAAUCAUUAUAUAUAUGUAUACCGUAUAUUACAAUGCCUGUACGAUAUAUAUUUUAUAGUUAAAAUAUAUUUUAAUUCAUAAUUUUUUUUACAACUAUAAUAAUCC
Molecule: messenger RNA, 1253 nt
Organism: Rhizophagus irregularis DAOM 181602=DAOM 197198
Lineage: Eukaryota; Fungi; Glomeromycota; Glomeromycetes; Glomerales; Glomeraceae
Biological process (GO): GDP-fucose import into Golgi lumen; protein O-linked glycosylation via fucose
Cellular component (GO): Golgi apparatus
Molecular function (GO): antiporter activity; GDP-fucose transmembrane transporter activity
Source: RefSeq, a predicted model, not a curated record